This is a messenger RNA of Quercus robur (English oak), 918 nucleotides long. RefSeq names its product protein MHF2 homolog. The record is from RefSeq and is a predicted model, not a curated record. Gene Ontology annotation, biological process: resolution of meiotic recombination intermediates; DNA repair; kinetochore assembly. The transcript is spliced from 7 exons. Gene Ontology annotation, cellular component: FANCM-MHF complex; Fanconi anaemia nuclear complex. Lineage: Eukaryota; Viridiplantae; Streptophyta; Magnoliopsida; Fagales; Fagaceae. Bases 112 to 429 code for a protein of 105 amino acids.
UCCCCUUUUAUUCACCACCACAAUAUAGUUUGCGCGCGCGAGAGAAUUGGAAUUAAAAAUCCAAAACAAACACAGAAUAGAAAUACACAAUUUCCCUCUCUCUCUCUCUCAAUGGAAGACGAAAACAACACCUUCGAUCCUGAUCUGAUUCACGCUAUUUUCAAGCUCGUUUGGACCAGAAGAGCCCUCGAGCGAGAACGAAACGACGUCGCUGAUGCUUUGGACUGCGAGGUAGGAGCUGGAACCUCAAAGAAGAAUCGCCAAACAUCUGCUAAUGGGAAAGCAAUAAAGCUGAGUUGUGAACUUCUCCGAAUCUUCAUUACAGAGGCCGUGCAGCGUGCUGCUACAAUUGCUGAAGCAGAGGGUGCUAGUAAAAUCGAAGCAACUCAUUUGGAGAGGAUUCUUCCGCAGUUACUUCUGGACUUUUAAGUGAUGUGUGUACUAACAAUCAGCCUUUGAGAUAAUGACGGAAUAAUGAACCAGACUUUCCUGAAAGGAAAGGGGAAAAGACUGAAAAGCAGAAAGUAAUGUGAAACUUGAUUGGUUGCCUUAGAAAGCACUUCAGUCUUUUCCAAUGGAGGAAAAACUAAAAGCAGAGCAUUUACAUGGAACUUUCAUUUUAUUGAAAUCUAUAAAAUUCUUCUGGAAUGAAUAUUAUAGCCUUCCCUUAAUGCCUAGUGAAGAAGACGUUACCUUGUACUCUCUCCGAGUGAUUUUAGGAUUGGGAAAACAUUCAACACAACUGUCCUAGGGCAUGUGCAUAAUUUUGGACUACAACAUGCUAAUUGCUUUUUUUUCGGAGUGAAAAAAGAAUCUGGAAUAGUGUAUUUUAGAGUUUGCACAAACACACUUCUAAUCUGACUUUUCUGGAGUAAGAGGCUUCUGGUUGGAAGUUAUAAUAGAAUGCCCCUUAGAUAA